Messenger RNA from Arctia plantaginis, 720 nucleotides. NCBI's taxonomy places the organism in Eukaryota, Metazoa, Arthropoda, Insecta, Lepidoptera, Erebidae. The record is from the annotation of a GenBank genome assembly.
AUGGAAAUGAUGCAGAAAAUUUCGUGUUUAGUUCUCCUCGUCUUUGGCUUAGCCCAGUCUUCAGUAUUGCCAGUGGAAAAAUGCACGCUCACCGACAAAUCCUGUAUGAUUACGGCAGUGCAAAAGAUGGUACCAGUUUUCACGGCAGGAAUGCCAGAAAUUGGUGUUGAAGUUUUAGAUGUAAUGAAAAUGGAUGAUGUGAAAUUUGAAUUGUCCGGUCUUCAAUUCAGCUUAAAUGAUGGUACGUUAAAGGGGAUGAAGACUGCAGUUAUUGAUGAUCUCAAUUGGGAUCUCAAAAAGAAAGUGUUUACUAUAGAUUUUCAUGUUGACGCUGUUGUCAAGGGACACUAUAUUGCUGCUGGACACCUUUUAAUUCUGCCUAUCAAUGGGGAUGGCCAGCUUAAACUAAAAUUAAAAAACCUGAAAAUCAAGCUUGUAAUCUCCUAUCAAGAAGUGAAGAAUGGCGAAAAAGAUCAUUUUAAGCUUACUAAGCAUAGUGUGGACUACAAAGUCAUAGAUAAUGCUCACUUCAACUUAUCUAAUCUAUUCAACGGGAACAAGGAACUAAGUGAGCCUAUGCUAAAAUUUAUGAAUGAAAAUUGGAAGCAAAUUGCAGCAGAAUUUGGAAAGCCUUUGGUUGAUAGUGCUGCGAAUAAGCUAUACCAAAACAUUGUUGUCGUCUUCGAGAAACUACCAAUAGGAGACAUUGCUAAUGUUUAA